Messenger RNA from Penicillium nucicola, 831 nucleotides. Its product is annotated as post-initiation translation factor DPC29. The transcript is spliced from 2 exons. Lineage: Eukaryota; Fungi; Ascomycota; Eurotiomycetes; Eurotiales; Aspergillaceae. Bases 1 to 831 code for a protein of 276 amino acids. The record is from RefSeq and is a predicted model, not a curated record. Gene Ontology annotation, cellular component: mitochondrion.
AUGGCUCUCCGGCUCAGCAGGUUACUGCGACCGCUCCAGCAGGCGGAAUAUACCUGUCUAACAUGUCGGUCUUUCAGCACUUCCAGCAAUGUGUUUUCCGGUCAUAACAAAUGGUCAACAAUCAAGCAUGACAAGGCACGGAAUGACAAGGCGAAAAGCAAAGAACGUGCAAUGGUUGGCAAGGAAAUUGCCAAUGCUACACAGAUGUGGGGUCCUGACCCGAAGUACAAUCCUCGACUGACACUUGCACUAUCGAAUGCGAAACGAGCCUCCAUUCCCAAGAUUAUUAUCGAAGCCGCAAUCCUACGAGGGCAGGGAUUAAGUGUGUCAGGACAAGCCUUAGAGAGCGUUACGAUUGAGGCCAUGCUACCAGGCUCCGUGGCUGCAGUUGUCGAAUGUCAAACCGAUCAGAAGGCGCGGGUACUCCAAGAUGUUCGUUAUUUGAUCAAAGACAAUGGAGGGAUUGUUACACCGACUACAUAUCUCUUUGAAAAGAAGGGGAAGGUGGUUUUCGAGAAGAAGGACGGCACGAAUCCAGACGACUAUCUUGAUCAGGCCAUCGAAGCUGGUGCGGCGGACAUCACUACGGACGAUAAGGGCCGCCUAGUGCUACUCACUAACCCUUCGGAGACGAAAAGUGUUGGUGAGACGUUUGCCAAGCUAUCUGGCCUCGAAAUUGAAGAAUUGGAAAUAUUCUGGGAUCCGAAUGCGGAUACCAUGGUUGAGGUGCAGGACGGAGAGCAUAUCAAGGCCCUUGAAGAUCUUUUAAGCGGUUUGCGUGAAGAUUCCAGUGUUCAAGAUAUAUACUUGAACUCGACCGAGAAGUUUUGA